CAGCUGUAUAUAUACGGGUAACGGCCGGUGUGAUUUCCCUCGCCUUCUGUUUGUUUGUUAGUGAGAGUCCGCAGCCGGGGAGAAAACCCAAAUGGAGACGACUUAGCAAAAUCCACCGGCGAGGGCGAAAUUCAGCAGUGGGAAAGUAGCAAAGAAACACUCUGCACUGCAAUCUUGACGGUUACUUGGAUGAAAUGGCAUCGUCGUCUUCUUCUCACCCGCCGCCCAUUCCUCCGGUUCCGGACGCCGGCGGUGAAAACCUAGAUCACGAUGCUCAGUUCCCGCCGCUUCCGGUUCUUGUCGUCACCGAGCCUUCUCAACUUCCAGUUGAGUUCCUUAACCCGUCGCCGGACCAUGAACUCGUCGUCGGCUUGGAUUGUGAAGGCGUUGAUCUCUGUCGCACUGGAAAACUAUGUAUUGUGCAGCUUGCGUUUCCAGAUAUUGUCUACAUUGUUGAUGCUAUUGACGGAGGGAAGGCAGUUAUGGAAGCUUGUAAGCCUGCACUGGAGUCGAGUCACGUCACGAAAGUGAUUCAUGAUUGUAAAAGAGACAGUGAGGCAUUGUACUUUCAAUUUGGCAUUAAGCUGCAUAAUGUCAUUGACACUCAGAUUGCUUUUUCACUGAUAGAGGAGCAAGAAGGGCGGUACAGAGCGCCAGAUGACUACAUAUCUCUUGUUAGCCUAAUUGCUGAUCCAGACUAUUGUGGAGUGGAAUAUGCGAAGGAAGAGGUUCGUCUUCUUCUUCGGCAGGACCCUAAGUUCUGGGAGUACAGACCACUUUCUGAGAUGAUGAUACGUGCAGCUUCCGAUGAUGUCCGCUUCCUCCUCCACAUCUAUCAGAAGAUGAAGGAGAGACUGAAUGAAAGAUCGCUAUGGUGCCUCUCUGUUCGUGGUCAACUUUACUGCCGGUGUUUCUGCAUCAAUGACAAUGACUAUGCUGAUUGGCCACCACUCCCUGUACUUCCAGUGAACUUCAUAUUUAAUUUAUCCACUACUGUCUGCUUGAGCUGUAUAGAGAGCGAUGAAGGAAAUGAUGAUGGCCCUGAGGAACAAAUCCUCACUGUUGUCAACGUUCCACCUGGGCAAAUGGGACUUGUAAUUGGAAAAGGUGGAUCUACAAUUCGGUUCAUAAAGGAAUCCUGCAAUGCUGAAAUUUUCAUAGGAGGGUCAAGGGGUCCACCUGAUAAGGUUUUUGUAAUUGGAUCCGUGAAAGAAGUGAGGAAAGGAGCAGCAAUUGUGAGGGGAAGGCUGAUCUCCUUCUACUGAUUCGUGAAACUGACAUGCUUCCUACAUCUUUGUUAUAACCUCAUCCUUGCUAACCGAUCAUACUUUGUCGGCAAACAACAAUUUCCAGCACUCAAACUGGCUGGAACAUGAAGCCGUGGCUCUGAUCUUGGCUUUGAAGGAAUAGCUUACUUGCUGUACCAUUUCCAGUUCGGACUCAGCAUGGCAUUGCCAGUUUUUUCUUCUUUUUUUUUUCUUCUUCUUUACUUGCUACUGGAGGAACAAACUGUGGCGAAACGGAUUUCUCAGCCUCUAGCUAUAUGCAUUCUGCAGUAGUGUCAUUGAAGGCUUGUCUCUGAGAGUUUUGGAAUUCAAACUAAUAUCGUGUGCGAGUUAUGAUGCUACUUGUACUACAGAUCAAGAACCACUAGACAACUGCCUCACAGUUUAUUCGAAAUCAAUUUGAUAGUUGGAUGCAGAAUCCUCACAUAUUUGAAUAAAACUUUACAAAUCUCUCUUUCAACA
This is a messenger RNA of Linum tenue, 1748 nucleotides long. The record is from the annotation of a GenBank genome assembly. NCBI's taxonomy places the organism in Eukaryota, Viridiplantae, Streptophyta, Magnoliopsida, Malpighiales, Linaceae.